CCUGCGAAAUGUGCUUUUUUUUUCCCUUUGAAGACCUUUUCUUACAGUUUCGAAAGCACUAAACCUAAAUCGGCCAUUCUCCUGCUUAUGACUUGUGAUAUUGGGGCUAACAUUUGGGGUUAGAAAACGUGUCUUAAUUGCUGGCAAAGAGCCAAGAGGCAGAGUGGCUGCAGUUGCAGGAGCAACUUGUUGAGGAAUGGAUGAUGGAAGAGAAACGAACACUUCGGAUGGCAAAGCAUUAAAGAUUGAAGAAGUGAUGGGGAGCCACAUCGAGGAUCCAAUUACUUUCUGGGGUCAGAAUACUGAAUUAAUCCAUGAACUUCUUAAGACAUUUACUGCCUUGACUGAAAUCUGUCCCUUUGCUGCAAAGGUUUUUGGAGAUCCUGUCCCUGAAAAGAUUUAUGGUGGAUUGUAUUCUGAGGACCAAUGCUGGUACAGAUGUAAACUGAAGAAAAUGCUGAAUGAUGAGAAGUGUCUGAUGACUUAUAUUGAUUAUGGAAAUUCGGAGACUUUAAAAAAAUCGUACAUAGUUGAACUUCCAGAAAAUUUGCAGUGCCCCGGGCUAGCCAGCAAGUUCCGACUUUGGGGUCUGGAGAUUCCAGUUAAACAAAAUGUGACUCCUUUUGACCAGGGAAGAAGAUUUCUGGCCAGUUUGAUAAAUGACAAAAUCAUCCGAGUCACUCACAGAGGUACCGAUGAAGACGGAGUCAUUUUUGUGAAAGCAGAAAGUGAGGAUCUGGACAUUGGUCAUGAAGUUGCUGAAAAGCGAUUUGCUGGAAAGCGCAAUGUAGACUCUGUCAACUCUAUCAGCUAUGAAGGGAGAAGGGAAAAUCCAGAACCAUUGACAUUCAUCAGGAACAUAAAAGGAUUUCCAGAUUUCAGCAGUGCUUCACAGAGAGCAAAGCACAUGAAGGAUUCAAGAAAUGAUCAUCCAUCAAACAAAACAAAAGGGAGUGUAGACUCUUUAGAACAAAGAGGUGAAGACCCUAAGGUGGGGAGGGGAAAUCCCCUGGCGUGUGCAUUGGAGAGAAAAUCACCAACUCCGUACAAUUUAGCGCAGAAGAUGAACAUGAUGAAGAUGCAACAUAACCAGAGAUUGCUGGAAGAUCAAAAUGAAAAGCUGAAAGCAGAAAACAGAGCUCAUCAGCAAAAUUGUCAUCUGCUGGAAGAGCAGAUUAAGCAACAACAACUUGAGUUGAAGAAAAUGAAAGCAGAAUUAGAACAACAUCGGGAAGUAGAAGUUAAGUUGAAAAAUGAAUUAAACAAUGCAGUUGAAAUGAAGCUUAAAUGCUUGGGAACCAAGGUGGAAAAGCUCAAAAGAAUCAGGAGUGAAAAUGCUGAGAAUUGUUUUGGAGAUGAUCUUUCUGCAGCGAUACAAAUGAUCACUGUUGGGAGCUUGUGCACUCCAGCUUCAAUGAGAAACCUUGAAAGUGCUUGGAAUGAAUACACUCUCGCCCAGGAAAUGCUUCGGGCAUGCAAGUCUGUGGAUAAAGUGGAGAGCCUGAUUGUCGAUCGGAAUGAAGCACGUUGUACACUGUAUACUGCUGUGGAAGUGUUUGCCUCUGAAGUGGACAAGUUACCUAUUAUAGACCGCGUACACUUUCUGAAGUCUUUAGCUUGUUCUUUGGAGACUGUUUAUGGCGAGUGGUCUGAUGAAGAGUAUACCUCCGAUAAAGUGUUUGAUCAGUUUUCUGAAUGGAGAAAUAAUAAAUUGCAGGAGUUUAACACCAUGAAGAACAAAACUGAUCAAUCUCUGAGAGUGAUGUUGGCGUGCUUUGAUAAAACUAUGAAGUUUUUUGACCUGAACUCUGAGACAUCAGUAUACUCGGUGGCGGUAGUCGAAUGCAAAGAUACCAUGUUAGAUCAAGUUGAUCACGAUGUAUGCAAAGAACUAGAAAUUUCAACUUCUCCACAAGGUGAAGCUGAUGCCAAGAUAAUGCAUAGUACCUUCAGCACAGUGAUGCACAAGAUCCAAGAGGAGCAGAAUCUCCUUUCAGUCGUACAGGAUAAAUAUGCAGCCAGCAUUGAGUUUAAAGAGCAAGUUGGGCAGUGGCUGAAUAUUUGUCCCAGUGUUGUGGAUCUUCUGUCAAUCAAAAAGUCGGUGAAGAAUCUGAAAGCCCAGUUGAGAUGGAAAUUGGUUGAGAAGAGUAACCUAGAAGAUUUGGACAAUUGUGAUGCAGCAAAGAUGAAGGAUAUGAAGGAAGAAAUGCAUUCACUUAGGGAUAAUAUUUAUCAAGAGAUUUGCCGGGAACGUGAAGAAUACGAGAGACUUAGCACUGUUGUUCGAGACUGGUUUCCUGAACUACCUCUUCUCCACCCUGAAGCAGGGAUCACAACUUGCAUGCAAUCUUCUGGACUGCUCUGUAACAGCUUAGAACGUGAUUUAUUUGAUCCAGAACCAAUGAGAGAACUGAGCAACAAGAGACCAUGUGUGUGCUCUGAAGUGAAAGCCCAAAAAGUCCUUCUGAAGGGUUAUUCUGUCGAUGUUGCCACAGAAGCUAAAAUGAUAGAAAGAGCUGCAAAAUAUCACGUGGCUUGGUCUGUGUUAAAGGAAGGGUCUGGAAUCAUGCCUAUUCUGUCCCUAUUUGCUUGCAAAUCUGAGCCAAUGAUUUAUAUCAUGGUGCCAUUUUAUCCAGGAUGCAGUUUGAAAGCUGUGCAAGCCAUCAAUCCUUUAACCUUAAUGGAGGUGGCUAAAGUGAUGCACGGAGUAGCAGUUGGUCUACAGACCCUUCACAAUUCAAAUAUAGUUCAUGCUUCUCUUCAUCCACACAACGUGUUUGCUGUGAAUCGUGAGCGAGGAAUUAUUGGAGAUUUCGAUUUUACUAAAACUGCUGAGCAGCGUAAUAUUGUCAGCUGGAUGAUAGCUGAUACUUUGAAACUUAUAGCUCCAGAAACCAGAGGUGACCAAUCUGCUCUCCCUGCAGCUGAUGUUUUUGCUUAUGGAUGCUUGCUUCUGUGGCUUAACUUCCCUGUGCAUAGCUUCACAGUAGAGGUUGAUGGAACUCCUCAGUUUAGUGGCCUUAACAUGGAUUGUAAACUUGAGAGCCUUGUAUCGAAGUUGAUCCGUUUCAAUCCACAUGACAGACUGAGAGUGGACGAGGUGCUAAAAGACCCUUAUUUUUCAGCGACUGAAACUUCUGAUGAGGGGACAGGUUGUGUAUUAGAAGAAGCCAUCUUGGCCAGCGUUCUCACAGAGGAAAGUGAAUCAGGGUUUCGAAGAGAGAUUGAGGUGUAGACACCUCUUAUAAUGGGCACUGCCUGAGGUUUGAUUCUUCUAAAAUUGUUGGGGACCUCGACAGAAUGGCUAUUGGGAGGGAGAUACAGCCUCAUAUAGCCACUUCAGUGGUGAGCAGAGUUCAUGGAAAACAAUUCCUCCAAUAAAAGCGGAUAACAAGA
Molecule: messenger RNA, 3396 nt
Organism: Callorhinchus milii (elephant shark)
Lineage: Eukaryota; Metazoa; Chordata; Chondrichthyes; Chimaeriformes; Callorhinchidae
Product: serine/threonine-protein kinase 31
Exons: 24
Coding region: 197-3235 (1012 amino acids)
Biological process (GO): intrinsic apoptotic signaling pathway in response to endoplasmic reticulum stress; IRE1-mediated unfolded protein response; protein phosphorylation
Cellular component (GO): IRE1-TRAF2-ASK1 complex; cytoplasm
Molecular function (GO): RNA endonuclease activity; protein serine/threonine kinase activity; ATP binding
Source: RefSeq, a predicted model, not a curated record